Molecule: messenger RNA, 1227 nt
Organism: Aedes albopictus (Asian tiger mosquito)
Lineage: Eukaryota; Metazoa; Arthropoda; Insecta; Diptera; Culicidae
Exons: 2
Coding region: 35-1180 (381 amino acids)
Biological process (GO): detection of chemical stimulus involved in sensory perception of smell; sensory perception of smell
Cellular component (GO): plasma membrane
Molecular function (GO): odorant binding; olfactory receptor activity
Source: RefSeq, a predicted model, not a curated record
UUCUCAAUCCGGACGGCUGACUUCAUCAACCACCAUGUCCGCCCGUACGGAUUUCCUUCAGAACCCCCCAGCCUUCCCAAUUCUUGGCAACCUCCGGGACCCAUUCGCCUUCCAGCAACUGCUGGAUCGCUGCAUCGGAUUCAUCCACUGGGAUACAAAAUCUGCCUUCACCCGGGCAAAACUUCUCCUGUUGGCUUUCACCGGAGCGUAUUACACCUUGUCGUGCCUGUGCCUGGCCCGGAUCAAUCCGACCGAAGUACCGCUGGACCAUUUCUUCGGCAUGUGGUUCCUGGUUGGUGGCGGAUGUUCUUGUUUCUCGCAGUGGUACGUCUUGGCCAUUGAACGGCGCCAUCUGGCGAAGGUUAUCGAAUUCCUGAUGGAUCUGCAGCGAAGGGGGGUUGAUCAUCCGACUAGAGUUCGCUAUCGGCCGAGGAUUGUGCUGUACUCUAUCAUUCACUGGACCACGAAUGUGAGUCAAACUGUGGUCUGGUCCGCGACGUUGAUUUUUACCAGUUCCAUCGCUUACGCUGCUAGUAGCUGGUUCGUGAAGGUUUUGGCCUACGUAUUCUUCCCGGUGGAGAUCGUGUUGAUUGGGUUGACGGCGAACGUAUCGCAGAUCAACACCUUCACUACGCUGUUGGUGUUUGCGGUGGAGUUCGAGAUUCUUGGAGAGGAUUUUCGGCGGGCGUUCGACGAGUGGAAGCUGGACGACCUGAAGAGUUGCGUUCGACGGCAUCAGCGGUUACUGGAAAUGGUGAUGCUCUUUCGGGAUAAGUUGAAGAUGUACCUGCUGCUGUCGCUUCAGAUCUACUUCUUCUCGAUCACGUUCUGCUGUGUGAUGUUGGUUAUCCAGCUGAAGACCGGAGACAAUCAGAUGGUCUACACGAUGACCAACCUGACGACGGCCUUGUUCUGUCUACUGCUAUUUGGGCUGUUCUGUGACUUUUUGGAACUCAAGGUGACAGAGAUUAGCGAUCAAGUAUUCAGCUCGGGAUGGUCUAAAAGCAUCUGUCUGGACCGAUCAAUGAAGAAAAACUUGCUGAUGAUUCUGAUGCGGUCGCAGAAGAGAAUAAAGUUUACUUGUGGAGACAUCUACGCCAUGUCGAUCGUUACCUGCAUGAACGUGAUCAACAUGUGCUACUCGGCGUUCACGCUCUUGAUGAACAUGGUUCAGGACUAGUUGGAUUGAUGGAGAGCCCACUAUUGCACGCUGACGUUUCGAUCAAA